AUGGUGAAGGAGCAGGAUGGUAACGGGCACUUGCUGGCCAACGGUCAUGCAAAGGUAAAUGCCGCGUUGGAAAAGAUUGAAGCAGAGAUCGUCGAAGAGGAGAACAUUUUUCUUUUCAUUCCAAACAUUAUUGGCUACACGCGAGUCGUUCUCGCGAUUGCUUCCCUCUAUUACAUGCCCCUCCAUCCGCGGACAUGCUCAGGCCUCUACAGUAUCUCUUGUAUUCUGGACGCUGCCGACGGACUGGCGGCCCGGCGGUAUAACCAGUCCACGACGUUCGGCGCCGUACUGGACAUGGUCACCGAUCGGUGCACCACAUCUUGCCUGCUGGUGAACUUGGCCUCGGCCUUUCCAAGAUGGGCUAUUGUCUUUCAAGGACUGAUCAGUCUUGAUCUCGCCAGCCACUAUAUCCACAUGUACGCCACCCUGGCCAUGGGUGCGAGCGGGCAGAGUCACAAGAAGGUGGAAGCAAGCAGAAGUUAUAUCCUCCACCUUUACUACACGAAUAGGACCGUCCUGUUCCUGUUCUGUGCACUCAACGAACUUUUCUUCAUCGCCCUCUACCUCCUCUCCUUCUCCUCGCCUCUUCUCUCCCCGUCACUGUUGGUGACCGCCAACACCGGGCCUUUAUCAACACAGCCUGGGUCCCCGGCACAUCCGAAGCCGAGCACUUUGUUCGCCAACCAAUGGAGCGCUGGAGCACUGGAAAUGGCUCGUGCCAAUAAAAUGGACAGCACAAUACCGUGGAUAUUGGCUGGCAUCAGCUUUCCAGUCAUGUUCGGCAAGCAGAUAAUCAACGUGAUCCAGCUGGUGAAAGCGAGCAAAUGGUUGGGAGAGGGUGAUUUGGCAGCGAGGAGAAAAGCUGGGAUUACGGCGGGGAAGAAGAGGGCAUGA
Capronia epimyces CBS 606.96 is the source of this 894-nucleotide messenger RNA. Its product is annotated as CDP-diacylglycerol-inositol 3-phosphatidyltransferase. Gene Ontology annotation, molecular function: CDP-diacylglycerol-inositol 3-phosphatidyltransferase activity. NCBI's taxonomy places the organism in Eukaryota, Fungi, Ascomycota, Eurotiomycetes, Chaetothyriales, Herpotrichiellaceae. The record is from RefSeq and is a predicted model, not a curated record. Gene Ontology annotation, cellular component: Golgi apparatus; membrane. The transcript is spliced from 3 exons. Gene Ontology annotation, biological process: phosphatidylinositol biosynthetic process. Bases 1 to 894 code for a protein of 297 amino acids.